Messenger RNA from Danaus plexippus (monarch butterfly), 2601 nucleotides. Its product is annotated as zinc finger protein 43-like. NCBI's taxonomy places the organism in Eukaryota, Metazoa, Arthropoda, Insecta, Lepidoptera, Nymphalidae. The record is from RefSeq and is a predicted model, not a curated record. The transcript is spliced from 4 exons. Bases 1 to 2601 code for a protein of 866 amino acids.
AUGGAGGCUCUUAGAAUACAUAUUAAGGAGAAACACAUUAACGCUGAUUUUAACAGUGCUUUUUAUAAGGUGGUCGAUGAUCUCAAAAUUGAUAUAAGCCAUUUCAAAUGUAACAUAUGCUCGCAAGACAUUGAGAACGUUGACACAUUUAUGAAUCAUUUAUCAGGGGAUCAUGGGAAACCAGUUAAUUUUGAUGUACCUUUCGGUGUGUUACCGUAUAGACAGAAUGAGACUGGUGCUUGGCUGUGCCUUCACUGUGAUAAAAUAUAUCCGGAAUUCUCCCAAAUAAACAGCCAUUUACGAACCCACGCCAAAAUUUCUACUUGCGAUAAGUGCGGGGCGACUUUCCUCUCGGAGCACGGUCUAAAACAACACGAGCGUAAUUUCCAAUGCUAUAAAGCAACAUAUAAACCUCGCUUCGGUAAAGCCUUGAAGCAUAAAUACAAUACUGAAAUUAUUUUACAAUGUUCAACUGCAUGUCCUUUCAGAACGUGGGGACAAAAUUUUAACUGUGUCUUUUGCAGAGUGCAAUCAAAUGAUCCCAAUGGGCUACGAGCUCAUAUGGCAUCUAGACAUGCCAACUUUGACAUACAACUAGUAUUUAGCAGGAAAUUACGAAAGGAAUUUUUAAAAGUCGAUAUAACAGAUUUGCAAUGUAAACUUUGCUUCAUGCACAUUGACACUUUAGAUGAUUUAUUGACACAUCUCAAAAAUGAUCACAAACAACCGGUGAACAUAGACGUCCAACCGGGGGUCUUGCCGUUCAAGUUGAACGACGGCUCUUGUUGGAAAUGUGCUAUAUGCAAAAUACAGUUCUCCGAUUUCAUAUCGUUAAAAAAACACACAGCGGAACACUAUCAGAAUUACGUUUGCGACACAUGUGGGGAGGGUUUCAUCACAGAAGUCGCAUUGCGGGCGCACACGAAAAUACCGCAUGACAAUAAAUACACCUGCAGUAGAUGCGUUGCGACGUUCUCCACGUUAGAAGAGAGAAGUGUUCACAUAAAAACACAACAUACGAACCUACCGUACAUGUGUACUUAUUGCAAGGACAAACCGCGGUUCGCCACCUGGGAGCUCAGGAAGCGGCACUUAUAUGAGAUACACAAUUAUAAAUCAGGGGCGGAAAUGUACGAGUGUACCACCUGUCACAUGAUGUUCAAGACGCGAUCUCAGAAAUAUCACCACAACGUCAAAGUUCAUCGGACAAAAAAGGAAAUAGAUUUCGGUUUCUCUUGCGGCCACUGCGCUAGAGGAAGAAGCAGAGAAACAGAAAAUAUCACUGAUAUAAACAUACUCCAACAGUCACAUCUCGAUACAGAUAAUGACAUUAAGGUUGGAGAGAAACGAAAGUAUCAAAAAAGUGCUAGAUCCCAAGCGAGAUUCAUGACAAAGAAGAACGCAAGCUCUAUUCUCGAAUGCUGGUCUGGAAUACCAUUCAGAUGGAAAAAAAAUAGAUUUAAAUGCGCCUAUUGUGAAGAAAAUUUUAAUGAGUGUUCGGAUCUGAGGGAGCAUGUUAGAUUAUGUGCUACCCAGUACAAUGUAGGCAGUAUAUUCAGUAAAUUUAAAGAAAUGACUCUCAUAAAUAUGGAUGUCAGUGAGGCCGCUUGUCGAAUAUGUUCUGAGCCGUUCAGAGAACUUGAUGGUAUGCGAGAGCACGUCAUUCGACACGGCUACGAAUUAGAUGUUUCGCAUCCGGACGGUGUUAUACCGUUUUGUCUCACGAAAGAAUCCUGGUCGUGUGUCUUAUGUCGCGAGACAUUCAAUAACUUUCUGAAACUUUACGAGCAUAUGAACACGCAUUAUCAGUACCACAUAUGUUCUAUAUGCGGAAAAGGUUACAUGACUGGACCGAGGCUAAGGAAACAUCUAGAAUUACACAUAACGGGAACAUUUCCUUGCGAUAAAUGCAAGAAAGUUUUUACAAAACGCACAGGGAGAGACAAUCACAAAGCCUACGCCCACGCUAAAGGUCCGCGUUAUGAAUGCCCACAGUGUAAUAUGAGAUUUGAAGGUUAUUAUGAUCGAAUGAAUCAUUUGAAACAAGCUCACAGAGAAAAGGAAGUGAAGUACGGCUGUUCACACUGUGAUCUGUCAUUUAAAACGAGCGGCAAGCGAGCCAUCCACGUCAAAACGGUUCACUUUCCUCGUCAGAGUAACUUUAGUUGCCCUUAUUGCAAAACCCUAUUCAAAACAGCCUUCGGUAUGAAACGUCACAUGGUAAAACAUAAUGGAGAAACCUGUACUGUUUGUGGUGAAAGCUUUACUAAAAGUAAAGCAUUGAAGGAACACUUGGCAGGUCACGCUGAUGGACUUCGUUGUAAAUGGUGCGGAAAUAAUUUUAAGGAAGCAGCACUUCUGUCGACACAUACGCGUUCCGCUAAGGCGGACUUGGCAGGUACUGUAGGCGUUAAACCGGUUAGGAAGUUAAAGGAAAAUGUCUGCGCGAGACAAAUGCGCCGUCGGAGACGCGCUAACAACGAACUCCCCGAAGAAUCCGAGAAACGUAUCGCGAAAACUAUGAUGCGCAGAAACGCUUUAACUAUACUAGAAAGUUCUACAGCUUGGGCCUUUCGAGACACGUACAAAUACACCAUCUAA